Messenger RNA from Peniophora sp. CBMAI 1063, 438 nucleotides. Lineage: Eukaryota; Fungi; Basidiomycota; Agaricomycetes; Russulales; Peniophoraceae. The record is from the annotation of a GenBank genome assembly.
AUGUCGUGCCCUACGCGUAUACCGCCUACACAUUUGCCGGGAGUUGGGACCCGCGCCCUGACUACUAGCCAUCAACAUCUGGCUCUUUACACCAUGUCGGAGGACGAGCUUAGCGGAGGUGAGGGUGCAGGUUGUCAGGCGAAGGACCUUCGAUUUGCGCUCCGCUAUUACGAGGCUCUAACAGCUCCAGCUCAGAACCUCGAGCACCAAAGUGUACGGAUAGGACCACCGCAUGAAGCCAUCCCCUGUUUUGGGUCAUUGCUCAUGGUCAUGAUCGUCACUAUCUACACCUCAGAUUCAUGUACCAUUCUAUGCAAUACCAGUAACUGUUCGAGCCAGAAGACAGUCGCCGUACCCGAGAUCAAGGCUUCUGUGCAGCUCUAUGCCCGUGCAGCUAAAGCUAGCUCUGAUGCGGUCGAGAAUCAUACAUGCAAUUGA